UUGCUCUUGUCCAUUUCCCCAACCUCAACUAAACCAACAUGGGCCAUCGACUUACCUGCUUCUGAAUGAGCUUUUGAUUUUAUAUUUUUCAUCCGUCACCGGAAUGUUGGUUUUUGCUUCUAUUCUUUAACUAGUUGGUGUUUUCUUUUCAUUUUGAGGCCAAGUUCGCUGCCACUUUUGGGAGUUGUCACUGUUCGCUCAGAAGACCAUCAUGGACGAAUACCAGGCCACCGGGAGCUCGCUUUAGAGUAAGCCUUCUUUUCAACACUCCUGAACACCCUUCGCUGAUAUUCAAAGACGGCAGCAAUCCCAAUGGCCCAGUGAUUGUAGGGUCCCAAUCUCCAGAUCCGAUCAUCCGCGGAACACUCGACGUCGAGGACCCUUUUCAGAUAUUGAACCCCCCUUACUCGCCUGGUAGUGCUGAGUUAUAUUUGCACACAGCAAAUAUUCGACGGUGCUAUCCUCGCACUCCAUCCCCUCGACAACUGCCCAUCAAGCCAGGGCGUAAGAGACAGGAAACUUACGGUGCUCGACAGAUUCGGAAAGCACGUGUUCGCAAGACUGACACCCAAAAGUCGCCGCAAACACCACAAAAGUUUCCAUGCAAGAGACUCUACAGUGCUCCUAGUCCUCCGCCUGCGGCGUCCUUGCUCACUAGAGAUGGGCCUUGGUCUAGAUGGCAGCAAGACAUGGCCAUCUACCUCGCUGGAGUAGGCUGCGCUGGGCCGUUUGAGAUUGGCAAUGUUCUCUGCGAAAUCGAUACCAUAGCUGAUGUCAUCCAUGUCGUUGCAAAACGCCGGUUGGAUAAAGAGACUGGCCAGUUUACAUGGAGUCCCUUGGGCUAUGGCGUUGUCCCAAGGUCUCAGUCGAACCCGAAUCUAACUUGCGGUGCUCCAGCGCCUGGCAUAUACGGCUCAUUGGUUAGUUUUGUCGGGCACGCUGGGCAGAAUGGGGUUCCAACAUUUGUUCCGUCGGCAAAUCCACUAUCUGGACAACAGACUAAAACGCAGGAGUUUUUGCCGUUGAAGAUGGGCUAUGACCCGAUGUGGUCCUAGGGCGUUACGUCCAAGGAGGGCAUUGCAGGCGUUAUGUAGCACGCGCCAAUUUUUUAUAAGCGCUGAUGAAUAGCAAUGAAGAAAUUAGCAGGAUUUAUUUUAGUCAGCGAAAUUUACUAAAGUUUGUUGAUCC
Messenger RNA from [Torrubiella] hemipterigena, 1188 nucleotides. The record is from the annotation of a GenBank genome assembly. NCBI's taxonomy places the organism in Eukaryota, Fungi, Ascomycota, Sordariomycetes, Hypocreales, Clavicipitaceae.